AUGUUUUAUUUACUAAUUUUAUGCAGAUGUAUUUCAGAUACACUAAAAAAUUUAGUCUCUUUGUUACAGGACGAUACUAUUGCAGUAAAAACUUUAGAUACUAUAAGCAAUACACAGAUAGAACAUUUAAUCUUUAUUAUUGAUAACACACAACAAUUAAAAAAAAGAAACGUUAUUAUGUAUUUGUACGAUGACAAGGUAGCAAUUAAAAUUAUUGAUUCUAGUGAAACUACAAAAAAAAUUAAAAAAUGCACUAUAAGCCAGAACGUAUACAAUUUUGAAAAUUUUACUGAAUCAAUGGCAGGUGAUUUUGCUACGUUUUUUAAGAUUCAAGUUUCAAGCCAAAUAGAUUUUGAAGAUUAUGACUUAUUUAUUGAUGUAUGUCCAAAAAAUAAUGAAUUCUCAAAAUUAGAUAAAAUACAAAAGAUUGAAAUUUUAAUAAUUCGAUCUAUAUGCCUAUCUAAACACAUAAUGAUUCGACCUAUAAAUAUGUUUAUAAAAUUAUAUUAUAAUGAUAAGUUAUGGUUUGUAAAUUUUUACAAGCAAUAUAUUAACAGUAAAACUUUUGUUUAUUUAAUGGAUCCAAAAUCUGAUUUUAUUAAUAAUUUGUUGUGUCAGAGAAAUGGUGCUGAUUGUGUAGAUAGUCUACAAGAUAUUAAUCAACAGGAAGAUAUAUUUAUUUUAAAUAUAAUUAAAGAAAUGAGAAAUGAUUUUGAAGUAUGUAAAUUAAAUUUUGAUAUUUUAUUUAAUUCGGAAAUUAAAUUUAAUAUAAAAAAUUAUCCUGUUAUUUCAUAUAGUGUAUAUAUAAAUAUUAUAUACUCAUUACAACAGAUUACUAAAAGAAAUGAUCUCAAAAAACUAAAAAAUAUAUUAAAUAUUAAUUUAGAAGAUAUUUUAGAGUAUAAUUAUCUUAAAUUUAAUAUAACUAAAUAUAAAUUAAAAGAUGCAUUUGAAGUUCUAAAAGAUAUGAACUCUAAAAUGUUACUAUUGAGAAAUGCUUAUUUUAUCGAUCUAGAUGACGUAUCAAGAUAUUUAAUCGGUCAAAUUAGUCGAGAAUUAGAGGACAAAUAUAACUUUUGCCUUUUUUAUGCUUUUUCUCAUGGCAAAAAAACAAGGAAGAAAUUGCGCAACGAUUUUUAUAAUACUAUUAUGCAAAUAUUUAUAUCUCUGCGUGCAAAAAUAAAUUUAUGUUUUUACAUUUUAAACGAAAAACAUAAUGCAGCUUCUUAUGAAUAUUUUAGUGAAGCUAUAUCUAGACUAGAACUUCGUUCGUAUAGUUUAAGUAAUUUAAAAAGAGAUUUUGAUAUUUUAAAAGAUGCACAAGCUUCUUUUUUAUGUAAAGACACUGAAAGAUAUUUGUAUAGUGAGGAAAUAUUAAAUUUUCUGGCUUUAUAUUCUGAUUUCGAAUAA
Molecule: messenger RNA, 1410 nt
Organism: Vairimorpha ceranae
Lineage: Eukaryota; Fungi; Microsporidia; Nosematidae
Exons: 1
Coding region: 1-1410 (469 amino acids)
Source: RefSeq, a predicted model, not a curated record